AUGUUGGUGCAUCUUAUAGCGUACGAACCUGUCAUCUGGCGGGGUGUCAGCUGUUUCGACUUAGGCGAGAAGCUUACUACCACUGCGUCUGGGUCAGCUUACUUGAUCCCGAUGAAGCUCACAGUGACAGCAUCCAAGGAUCUGAGGUCAGCUGAUGAUGCGGAGGGCUGGACAGCUCACGACAUCAACCAGCAACUCAGAGCCGGUUGCUUGACUGCUGUCAGCUUUGCAGGCCAACGUGGCAAGCUCACGACGAGACUGUGGUCAGCUACUGACCCGGACAUACUAGCAUACCGCUACACACUGCCUGCUCCCAACCAAUCAGAGAGCUUACCGACAAGCCUGGAGCUGCUGUUAGCUUUCAUGCUCGAUUGGACAGCUGACGAUUCCGCUCUCUUGGGAGUCAGCUGGAGCGAAGAAAAGAGGAAGCUUGCCUUCAGAUCUGAUGCCGUAAGGCUUAGAACAGAUUUCGGCAAGCCUAUCGGUCUCCUCACCCAUGAACUGGAGGUCAGCUAUACUACCGUAGAACCGAGAAGAGAGCUUAACGGACUCACUACGACUGCAGGUCAGCUUGCGACCGUCCAGCAAAAGCCUACGAAGAGCUUUGCUCGCUGGGUGUCAGCUGCAUAG
Messenger RNA from Trichosporon asahii var. asahii CBS 2479, 630 nucleotides. RefSeq lists its product as uncharacterized. Bases 1 to 630 code for a protein of 209 amino acids. NCBI's taxonomy places the organism in Eukaryota, Fungi, Basidiomycota, Tremellomycetes, Trichosporonales, Trichosporonaceae. The transcript is spliced from 3 exons. The record is from RefSeq and is a predicted model, not a curated record.